Molecule: messenger RNA, 1737 nt
Organism: Schizosaccharomyces japonicus yFS275
Lineage: Eukaryota; Fungi; Ascomycota; Schizosaccharomycetes; Schizosaccharomycetales; Schizosaccharomycetaceae
Product: oxidoreductase
Exons: 4
Coding region: 1-1737 (578 amino acids)
Source: RefSeq, a predicted model, not a curated record
AUGAACGGAGAUAAAAACACGUCGCAGAAGAAACUGCGGCUGUUGACAGUCGGCACCAAUGCUAUCUCAGCAUUCUUAAGUUGGAGGCUUUCUGAAAGCAAAUCCUGCCAUGUUACAAUGGUUUGGAGGUCCCAAGGAUCGAAUAUAAUGAAUGACGGCAUUCGUUUUCGUUCCAGUGUAUUUGGAGCCGUCAAGUGGAAACCAGAUGCAAAUGUAUCUACUAUCGAGGAGCUAGAGAAGGAAACCGAACCUUUUGAUUACAUUCUUUUAUGCGUCAAAGUACUACCUGAUGUCUACAGCCUGAAAAAUGUAGUCUCGAGUGUACUGACACCAGGACAUACAUGCAUUAUUCUCAAUACAACUUCUAUGAUAAACGUGGAACAGUAUCUUACCAAUACUUACCCCCGCAACCUGGUUUUGUCAUUUGUCACAGCGGACAAGUUUACUCAAAGAGGUCCCUUGCAGUUUGAACACAUCACGCCUGCAGAGUCAGCCGCAAAAAGCGUAGUGCAUGUGGGCUUAAGUGAGGAGAACAAAUGGAUCUCGCCGGAGACACAAAAUGAUAUCGUUAGCUCACUGGCACUUUCUUUUGAGGCAGGCGGGUUAGAAUGCAAAGUACAACACUCUAUUGGCAUUAAACAGUGGGAAACCGCUCUUGGCCACAUUGCCUUCUUUCCCCUGUCUGUCAUUGUGGAAGAACCAAACCUUGCUGCUCUGUACCGCACUCCACAUCUCGCCAAAGUUGUGGACGGACUGCUGGAGGAAGGAAUGAGCAUAGCAAAAGCACAGGGUUAUUCAGUUGUUUCGAAUACUCAGCUUGACGAGCAAUCGUUUCGGCGUCAACUUGUCAACCAGAUGCUUGCCUUACCAAAGCCCUCACAUUUUUAUCAAGAUUUUCUGUCUCUACGCCCCCUGGAGAUCGUAGUGUUGCUUGAGAACCCUAUAAAACUCGCUGAGAAGCUUCACGUGCCUGUACCACGAAUGGAAACUAUCUACGCUCUCCUUGAACUGAAAAACAAACGGAACAAACAAACCUCACCCACCCAGUCAGUCGUUUCUCUCAAGUACGCUUCCUCUCGUCGGAGCGUCCAGGGUAGCUUUGCUCCAUCUCCGCUUCAACACCCUUUGUCGAACAGAGGUUUGCGUAUGGCCAGUAUGGAUGACUUAACAUCUUCGCGACAUGUUACAGCUGCUGCUAAGCGGCCAAACCACCUCUACAGCAAAUCAAGUGUGUCUCUCACAAACUUAUCUCUCUCCCCAGAGUCCUCCUCGUCCGAGAAACUCUUCAACCGUCCGCGCAAAAACUCACAUAAUCCAUCACGGAAUUCCAUGUCACGACUACCUAACGCAAGCAGCAUUGACGACUUUGCCAAUCUUGUUCCUGACUUUGACGACAAUAGUUCCCCUCUUCAGCGUCCAAAGUCAUCCGCCUCUUUCAGGUCUGACCGAAGUCAGUCUAAAGAGUUUGACAUGCUUUCUGCAACUCAAAGAAUGCUUCGUCGACAUUCACCUUCAGACCAGCACAACAUGGACAAUGGAGGACGUCGAAACACGUGGACUGGACGGCCGCCCCCACCUUCAAUGAUCUCAGACCCUGUUGACCCAAUCAUAGAAGACGAGCUUGCUGCUUUCGGGUCAACGAGUCGCUACCCCUCGGCCGGUUCACCAACAUCCAAACGUUUCAACACGGCCAACUUCGACUCUCUCUCCCUCCAUGGUCAUACAGUGGCCCAUUAA